Messenger RNA from Malurus melanocephalus (red-backed fairy wren), 3382 nucleotides. RefSeq names its product WD repeat domain 36 (gene WDR36). The coding region runs from base 48 to 2720 and encodes 890 amino acids. Gene Ontology annotation, molecular function: protein binding. Gene Ontology annotation, biological process: rRNA processing. The transcript has 23 exons. Gene Ontology annotation, cellular component: Pwp2p-containing subcomplex of 90S preribosome; small-subunit processome. The record is from RefSeq and is a predicted model, not a curated record. NCBI's taxonomy places the organism in Eukaryota, Metazoa, Chordata, Aves, Passeriformes, Maluridae.
GCGGGCGGCCGGCGGAUGCGGACGGAGGCACGGACACGUGCGGAGCGAUGGCGCGGGAGGGCGCGGGGCUCUUCGCCCCGUUCCGGGUGCUCGGCCGCUUCAGCGGGCACGUCCCGCACGUCCUGCGCUAUCACGGCCGCCACCGCGAGUUCUACCUGGCCGCCGCCGUCGGGCGCAGCGUCCACACCUACAAUGUGAAGAAGCUUGGUAUUGUUGCUGUGAGUAAUACUUUGCCUCAAGACAUCACAUGUUUGGCAGCAGAUCGCAUGUUGAUAUUUGCUUCAUACGACAAUGUUCUCCAUGCYUUUGCCAGGAACAAAGAGGUGGUUCAUACCUAUGAAGGCCACAAGGCAAGGAUACACCUUCUACAGCCUUUUGGUGAUCAUAUCAUCUCUGUGGAUGUUGAUAAUGUCCUUAUWGUUUGGAAUAUACAGUCAGAAGAGGAAUAUCUUCAGUUAGAUUUUGAUAAAGCCACUUUCACGGUUUCUGCAAUUCUGCAUCCCAGCACCUAUCUGAAUAAAAUUCUCCUUGGGAGCGAACAAGGAACCUUGCAGUUAUGGAAUAUCAGAUCCAACAAACUCUUGUACUCGUUUCCAGGAUGGGGCUUAGCAGUCACAACUCUUGCACAAGCUCCAGCAGUGGAUGUUGUUGCAGUUGGCCUUGUAUCUGGUCAUAUCGUUGUACAUAAUAUUAAGUUUGAUGAAACUCUGAUGAAAUUCCAGCAGGACUGGGGUCCCAUCACAGCGAUAUCUUUUCGCACCGAUGGACACCCAGUAAUGGCAGCUGGUAGCCCAGUUGGACACAUUGCUUUGUGGGAUCUAGAAGAGAAGAAACUGAUGUGCCAGAUGCAAGAUGCCCAUUCCACAGCAAUAGCUGGCAUGUCAUUCGUCCCUGGAGAGCCACUUCUUAUUACUAAUGGUGCUGACAAUGCUCUACGGGUGUGGAUCUUUGAUGGCCCUGGUGGUGCAGGUCGUGUACUGAGAAACCGAAUGGGACACAGUGCACCACCGACAAAAAUCAGAUACCAUGGACUGAAUGGAGAGCAAAUUCUCAGUGCAGGUCAAGAUGGGACCCUGCAGUCUUUUUCAACAGUGCAUGAAAAGUUCAAUAAAAGUUUAGGACGUGGUUCAAUUAACAAAAAGAAAUCGAAAAAGAAAGGCCUUAAGCUGGAUACAAUGGCACUUCCACCGAUCACAGCCUUUGCUUCAGAAGUGGCCCAUCAGAGUGACUGGGAUGGUAUUAUUGCUUGCCACCAAGGGUAUAUAACCUGUACCACSUGGAACUAUCAGAAAACCUCCAUGGGAGCUCACAAACUGAGACCAGAAGAAUUUAGCAAACACAAACCUAUUGAYAUAUAUGCAACAGCAGUUGACAUAACCUCGUGUGGCAACUUUGCUGUGAUUGGGUUGUCAACAGGACAGGUAGAUGUGUAUAACAUGCAGUCUGGCAUCCACAGAGGGCAGUACGGCAAAGACAAAGCACAUGAAGGGGCCGUUAGAGGRCUAGCAGUGGAUGGAUUGAACCAGCUAGUAAUCACAGCUGGUAGCGAAGGAUUAAUUAAAUUUUGGAAAUUCAAAACAAAAGAUCUAGUUUACUGCACUGAACUUUCUUCUUCACCGAGUGGAAUUCUGCUUCACAGAGACAGUGGUAUUCUGGGAAUUGCCYUUGAUGACUUCACUAUUAGUGUUUUGGACAUAGAAACCAGAAAGAUUGUCAGGACAUUCUCAGGACACCAUGGACGCAUUAAUGAUAUGACUUUCAGUCCUGAUGGUCGUUGGUUGAUAACUUCAUCAAUGGACUGUUCCAUUAAGACAUGGGACCUUCCCUCUGGAUGCCUCAUAGAUAGUUUUUUGGUAGACUCUGCAGCUGUGAGCCUCACUAUGUCCCCUACGGGAGAUUUUCUGGCUUCAGCACAUGUGGAUGAUCUUGGAAUUUAUUUGUGGUCAAACCGUGCUUUGUAUUCUCUUGUGUCAUUACGGCCGCUUCCUGCCGAUUAUGAGCCUUCUUUGGUGGCACUCCCCAGCACCUGCCCCAUGCAAGAUGUGGAUGCGUCAGGAGAUGAAGAGCCAUAUGAUGAAAUGAUAGAAUAUGUCUCACCUGCACAACUGGGAGAGCAGCUGGUGACCCUUUCUUUGCUACCUGAAUCAAGGUGGAAAAAUCUCCUCAACCUCAAUAUUAUCAAGAAAAAAAAUAAACCAAGAGAGCCACCAAAAGUUCCAAAGUCAGCGCCUUUCUUCAUCCCAACACUUCCUGGUCUUAUACCCCGAUACAUUCCGCCAGAGGAGGAAAAUGAUGCACAGUCAAAGGUAGUAAACCUUGGAGUACUGGCACAGAAAUCUGAUUUCUGCAUUCAUCUUGAAGAAGCCCUGAGCACCAACGAAUAUAAAGCUCCACUUGACUUGCUGAAAAGCUUGGGGCCAUCAAAUAUUGAGAUAGAGCUACGGAGUUUGGCCCCUGAAGGUGGUGGCUCGAUGGAGGUGAUGCUGAGCUUUCUGAGAAUGAUUGAGAUGAUGCUGAACAAGAAGUACAACUUUGAACUUGCUCAGGCAUAUCUGGCACUAUUUUUAAAGUUGCAUCUUAAGAUUCUCUCAUCGGAGCCAAACCUGUUGGAAGAGUUGUCCAAAUUGUCAAUGCAACUUGAGGAAACUUGGAUUCACUUGCGGGCUCUCUUCAAUCAGAGUCUGUGUGUUUUAACAUACAUGAAAAGUGCUUUACUGUAAAAUAGUUCAGGGUUUUGUCUGCAUAAGAUCACCCUCAGAAUAACAGUACAAUUCAUUACCAAAAAUACCAGAUUCCAAAAAUCAUACUGGGUCUUGGAAUCGUAAAAUCAUUAAGAUUGGGAAAAACCUCUGAGACCAUCAAGUCCAACCUUCUGCUGAGCACCACCCUGUACACUAAGCAAUAUCACUAAGUGCCAGACCCCUCACUUUUUUAAUACUUCCAGGGAUGGUGAUUCCACCAUUCCAUUCCAGUGCUUCUUCUGUAUUUUAUACAUCCGGGUAUGGCAGGGUAUUUCAGAACAUGCAUGCCUGCCUCUUUUUGUUCACUUCAGGUAGAGAAAGAGUUACUAUGUGCAGCUAAAAUAUUUGUUGUGUCUGUGCUGUCUAUGGUUUAAGGUCCUGAGCAGCCUCGCCUUGUGGAAGGUGCCUUUGCCUGUGGCAGGGGAUUGAAAGCAGAUGAUCUUUAAAGUUCUUUCCAGACCAAGCCAUUCAUUGAUUCUCUGGUUCUAAGACUACAUAAAAUGUAGUUGCCUUAGGCUUUCAUGCCCAAAACUGUAAAUCACAAGAAAAAAGAGGGGGGAUAAAAGGUGGGAAUGCAAUUUCUGUGCUGACCAAAACCUGUAUUAUGCUUAAUAAAGUCAUUGUUGAUACAAAAAUAAAAA